Messenger RNA from Calypte anna (Anna's hummingbird), 496 nucleotides. RefSeq names its product dolichyl-phosphate mannosyltransferase subunit 2, regulatory (gene DPM2). Bases 72 to 326 code for a protein of 84 amino acids. Gene Ontology annotation, molecular function: enzyme regulator activity. Gene Ontology annotation, biological process: GPI anchor biosynthetic process. NCBI's taxonomy places the organism in Eukaryota, Metazoa, Chordata, Aves, Apodiformes, Trochilidae. Gene Ontology annotation, cellular component: endoplasmic reticulum membrane; dolichol-phosphate-mannose synthase complex. The transcript is spliced from 4 exons. The record is from RefSeq and is a predicted model, not a curated record.
CAGCGCGCUGAUUGGUGGCCGCUCCCGGAAGCGGGGUGCUGGCGCGGAGGAGGUCGGGGGUGGCGGUCGCCAUGGCCACGGCAACAGACCAGGUGGUUGGAUUCGGCUUGGUUGCCUUCAGCCUCGCUCUCUUUGUUUACUACACCCUCUGGAUCAUCAUUCUGCCCUUCAUUGACAGUGACCAUGUCAUCCACCAGUACUUCCUGCCCAGGGAGUAUGCUGUGAUCAUCCCCGUGGUGGCUGGGCUGCUGCUGCUGCUAUUUAUAGGUGUUUUCAUAAUGGUUGUGAUGUGGAAGAGCAGAAAGACUGCCAAAAAAUUGGACUGAAGGCCCAGCUGAGAGAGAUGAGGAGAAGGUGCCCACCCUGGGGUGUCACAGCCAGGAAAAGACUUUGCUGGCAGCACCAGGCAUCACCUCCUUCAGAGCACUCAGCACCCAGCUGCCUGUGCCCUCCCACUCUCCUGCCUGUAGUUUACAACUUACUGACCAAAGGGAAG